This is a messenger RNA of Paramecium sonneborni, 270 nucleotides long. NCBI's taxonomy places the organism in Eukaryota, Ciliophora, Oligohymenophorea, Peniculida, Parameciidae. The record is from the annotation of a GenBank genome assembly.
AUGUUUAAGUUUAAACAACUGUGCAGAAAGUUUAAUAAUAUAUAAUAGAAAAUUAUUGAAUACUUGCAUGGAUGGAUAUUAUCCAAUCGAAUCUAAUUCUUAAUGUAAAAAAUGUCACUAAAAUGGAAAACUUGCAAUGGUCUUACUUAACUUUUUUUUGAUGAUUGCUUGACUUGUAAUAAUAUUAUUAGUAUUAAAUAAUUUGUAAAAAAUGUCGAUGCAACAGGAUAAAUUUUAUUAAGCUUUUAAUAAUUUAAGCCAAUAGUUUGA